AUGGUAAAAGGGUGGAAAAGGAGGGGAGAAGGAAGGAGGGCGGCGGCGGCUGCGCCCUCGGCCGCGCAAUUUGGCCACCUGCCUCCUCCCCUCCCCCUACCGCCGCUGCUGAUUGACAGCCCGUGGAGUCGCGACUGGGUGGAGCCGCUGGGUGGGGUCAGGCAGUUGGGUGGGGGAGAGAGGAGCCGCCGCCACCGGCGCCGCGUCCAGCAGCCAGGCUCGCUUUUGCGCACACGGCGAGGGGAGCGCACUGCGCGGAGGCGGUGAGCGCGCGGAGAAGCGGUCCGGGGCAGUGGGCGGUGGGUGGAGGCGGUGAUGGGUGGGGUCAGGGACGGGCAAAUGGGUGGGGGAGCGCGGCUCUGCGGAAGAGAGCCGCCGCCGCCCCCGGCGCGUCCAGCCAGGCUUGGGUACCCCCGGCAAGAGGUGCGCCCAGCACGGAGCGGGCUGGGAGGUGGUCCUGCAGGACGGUGGGUGGAGGAGGUGGCGGGUGGGGUGAGGGACAGGCAGAUGGGUGGGUGAGCCCGGCUCGUCGGAGAAAAGCAGCCAGACAGGCUCGCUUAGCGCACGGGGACCGCCGGCGAGAGGAGCGGACAGGGAGGUGGUCCAGCAGGGCGGUGGGUGGAGGAGGUGGCGGGUGGGUGGGCAGGGAAGCGGUCAAGGGCGGUGGGCGGAGGAGGCGGAAGCGCGGAGGCGGCGCCAGCCUCCCGCAAACGGGAGCGGCAGAGGACGCAGCCGAGCCCGCCGGGAAGAGGAGGAGCUGGAGGCGUCUGUUACUAACGGAGGAGAGCUUCGGCUGGGCGUCUCCCGAGGGGGUGUGGCGGGGGUGGGGGCUUUCUGGCGCGGCUCUGCUGCUUCCCCCUCUCCCGCCGCCGCUCCCGGUUCUGGGGCUCGAGCAAGCUCCGUGAGCCGAUCCCACGGGUGAUGGAGCCAGGGUGGCGGCCGCUGCGCCCCUGGUGGCGGCGGAUUGGCGGGGGGGGGGGGAAGGCUGGCUCUGGCUCGGGUUGACAGGUGGGGGCGGGGGCGGUGGGUGGAGGCGGUGGUGGGUGGGGUCAGGGACGGGCAGAUGGGUGGGGAGCCCGGCUCGUCGGAGAAGAGCAGCCACCGCCGCCGCCACCAUCAUCACCGGCGCGUCCAGCCAGGCUGCCUUUGCGCACGGGGACCCGCGGAGAGAGGUGCGCCCGGCGCGGAGGCGCUAAGCGGGCAAGGAAGCCUCGGUCAAGGGCGGUUAGCGGAGGAGGCGGAAGCGCGGAGGCGCCACCCCCCGAGGAAACGGGAGCGGCAGAGGGCGCAGUCGAGCGCGCAGGAAAGAGGAGGAGCUGGAGAGGCCGGGCCACUGCGCCUGUUAUUACGCACGGGAGACCCACUGCUGGGCCUCUCCCGAGGUGGGGCGGCGGGGUGGGGGGAUUUCUGGCGCGGCACUGCUGCUCCCUAGUCCCCAUGGUUCUGUCUGGCAGCGAGUCGGGGAGUGGGGGGCUGGAGCAGGCUCCGUGAGAACGAUCCCGCGGGUGGAGCCAGGGUGGCCGCUGCGCUCCCGGAGGAGGCGAGGGAGCGAGGCUGGCUCCGCGCCGACAGGUGGGGGCGCCCCUGGGCGGUGAGUGGGUGGAGGAGGUGGAAGCGCGGAGGCGGUGACCCCCGAGGAAAUGGGAGCGGCGGGCAGCGCGCAGGGAAGAGGAAGAGCUGGAGGACCGGCAGCCGCGACUUUUACGCACGGGAGAGCCUCUGCUUGGCGUCUCCCGAGGGCGUGCGCUCGAGCCCCUGUCUGGCAGCGAGUCCGGGGCUCGAGCAGGCUCCGUGAGAACGAUCCAUGGGUGGCCACUGCGCCCCCGGUGUCUGCGAGGCGAUGGAGUGAGACUGGCUCCGGAUUGACAGGCGGGGGCGCCCCCGGGUGGUGGGCGGAGGAGGCGAAAGCGCGGAGGCGGCACAACCCCAGGAAACGGGAGCGGCAGAGGGCGCAGCCGAGCGCGCAGAGAGGGUUCCGGAACGGAUUAAGUUUGAGAACCAGGGUACCACGCGGCUGGCUUCGUCUGAACUCAAAUUCCCCCGUCUAAUAUCCCUAGUGCGAAAAGAUUGUCAUCAGAGCGCCUGGACUGAAAUUGUCUUUCCAAAACUUCACUCUUGUGGUUUAUCACCACAACAGCUAAUCACUUUGGGUUUUAGUCAAGCAAACAAGCUAAACAAUCUCGAGCGUCAGAACAACUUGGCCACAAUCGGGAAAUUUUUCCCAUGGUAUCACUACUUUCCACCUAUUCGACUCUUUGGCACCCUAUUUGCACAACUUUGAUACAGUGGUACCUCAGGUUACAUACGCUUCAGGUUACAUACGCUUCAGGUUACAGACUCCACUAACCCAGAAAUAGUACCUUGGGUUAAAAACUUUGCUUCAAGAUGAGAACAGAAAUCGUGCAGCGGCAGCAGGAGGCCCCAUUAGCUAAAGUGGUGUUUCAGGUUAAGAACGGACCUCUGGAACAAAUUAAGUACUUAACCCGAGGUACCACUGUAAUUCCAAAAGAGCGACGCGCUUCUACUCUCUCAAGAUUGAAUGUACCACCUUCGGCUGUCCUCGAGGGACAAUUCCAAAAAAUCUCACUGGGAAAAACUGUGGAGAUGGCAGGACUGAAUUUGUGGCUCAUGUCCUUCUGGCCUUAAACAGACUAAAACGUCAAACCUUACAAACUUCCCUAAACAGGGGUGCCUUCCAAUGUCUUCUAAAAGCCAGAAGGCCCUCGGGAGAGGGACCCCAGUGUCUGGAGUGGAGACGCUCCUUCAGGUCUACAGGACCGAGGCUGUUGAGGGCUUUCAAGGUCAGCACCAACACUUUGAAUUGUGCCCAGAAAUGUCCUGGGAUCCAAUGUAGGUCUUUCAAGACUGGUGUUAUGUAGUCUCGGCAGCCGCUCCCAGUUGCCACAUUCUGGAUUAAUUGUAGUUUCUGGGUCACCUUCCAAGGUAGCCCCACAUGGAGCGCAUUGCAGUAGUCCAAGUGGGAGAUAACCAGAGCAUGCACCACUCUGGUGAGACAGUCGGCUGGCAGGGAGGGUCUCAUCCUGCAUCCCAGAUAUACCUGCCCUGGACACAGAAUGGACCUGCGCCUCCAUAGGUCCAAAAUGACCCCCAGGCUGCGCACCUGGUCCUUCAAGGGCGCAGUUGCCCCAUUCAGGACCAGGGUGCCCCCCCACAACUGGACUUCAGUCUCGUCCAGAUCUGUUAGCCGCCAUCCGUCCUCCAACCGCCUCCAGGCACUCACACAGGACCUUGACUGCCUUCACUGGUUCUGAUUUAAAAGGGAGGCUGAGCUGGGUACCAUCCGCAUACUGGUGAACCCCCAGCGGAAACCCCCAGAUAAUCUCUCCCUGCAGGUUCAAAAGCAUGGGGGGGAGGGAGAGACAUUCCACAAGUGAGAGCCCAGGGGUCCAAAGACUGCUUAUUGCUUUCCUUUUAGGUCUCGUUAGAUAGAGAAAUUCAUGUUAAAUUGCUGUUUUAGGGGUUUUUUUAAGUCUGGGAGGCACACCCAGCCUGUGCUGGGUGGAGAGCGAGCGGCAGCAGGAACGCCCACAUUCUUCCACUCUGGGCAGGGCCUGGGUAGCGCCAGGUCAUGGAGAGGUUGCAAAGGGGAUGGGCGGGCGCCACGCCUUGCACUUGGCUCUGGGCCAGAUUCGCCUCCUUGCUUAGGGCUUGUCAAGGCAGCUGAAGCUGGGCGGAGAGGGCCAGAUGGGCGGAGUAAAAAUAAUAAAAUGAUCCUUAUUAUCCAGGAAAGCUCUGGCCGGCCUAAAGAGCUGGCGAGAUGGGGGCACACCCAGCCGCCUGCAGCCGUGUCCGCACCUAUGGCAGGAAUUUCCUCCGGGCCUCGCCCUUCUCUGCUGGCAAAUAAAGGGGGGGGGGGAGAGAGAGAGAGGGGGGAAGAAGUCCAGGGAGGAAGAGGGAGGGAAAGAGAGAAGAGAGGAUAUAUGAAGGGAGAUUGGAGAGAAAUGGAGAGAAAGAGAAAAAAGUAGAGAGAAAGAGAGGGGAGAAAGAGAAAGAGAAAAGAAGAAGUAGUAGUCCAGGGAGGGAAAGAAAGAAGAGAGGGAUAGAGGAAGGGAGAUUUGAGAGAGGAACAGAGAGCAAAAAAGUAGAGAGAAAGACACAGAGAGAGAGAGAUGUGAAGGCAGGGCUUGCUUGAGCAUCACAGGGAAGCCAGCCUGCAGGCUCUGUUGCCACGGCAAUGGGAUGCACCCGAUAGAGCUUGGUACCUGGCCCCAUCAGCAUCAGCACCAGCAGCCUCAGACCAGCAGGGAGACCCGGUCCCUCUUGGCCCCCUUGGUGGGCAGGCGGGCAAUGGAAGGGUCCCUUCUCCCUGCGAGGGGCCAGAGGGGAACUCUACGUUGCCCCAGAGGCCGAGCUCUGGGCCCUCUGUCCUCUCGUCGCUGUCUCGUGCGCAGAGAGACUUUUGCCGUCUUGCCCGCCCCCCAAAAUUUGCACUCAAAUUCCAAAAGUGAGGUGCGCUUUCUCCUAGAAAGAGAUGCGGGCCUGGGUACCAGAUCCAUCCUCAGGUGCAUCCAGUUGCCAUGGCAACAGAGCCUGCAGGCUGGCUUCCCUGUAAUGCUCCAGCAAGCCUUGCCUUCACAUAUCUCUCCCCCCCCCUUCCUCUCUCUGAGCUGCCUUAAAUCAGAUUUUUAAAAUAAAAUGCUUUGGGAGGAAAAAUAUUUCUCAAGAUUUUCUCUUUAAGCUAGUCCAAAGGCUAUUCAUCAGGAAAGAAGGAUUUGUUUAAAGUUUUUCAUGUGUGCUGAAACUCAGUCAGUUAGGCUUCCUCAAAAUCAGCAAUCCAGAUGUUUUUGACCUACAACUCCCAUGAUCUGUAGCUAGCAGGUCAGGGAUGCUGGGAAUUGUAGUCUGGAGGGCUGAGGUUGAGGAAGCCUGCCCUAAAUUUUUCUUUUAAAAAAAGUUUAAGCACAUCAGUUAACAAACAUGGAUACAUAUACCAUAAUGUUGUUUUAGUUAUUGUUUUAGUUAAAUAAAUUGUUUAAAUAGUUAUGAAGGAAAUGAUUCCUUUUCUCCUUCCAAUCAAGCACAGUAGAAAAGUUGUCCAAACAGAAACAGUUAAUUUAUUAAACCUCCCCAUAAUUUUAUAAUUAUUGUUCUAAUAGUCUAUGCAUUUCUGAAAACUUAUGACUCCAAAAAGGAAACAUUCCUCCAGUUGUCCAUAUUAAGAGGAGGCCAGCAAGGCUGAACCUUUUUGUAAAAACAAAAAAAACAACAACACAGAUUCUAUCAUUCCAAAAAGGAAACCACCUUCUGCUUGUCAAUAUUUUAAAAAGGAUGCCAGCAAGGUCGAACCUUUCUGUAAAGGCAGGGCGCCCUGGCUGGGCUUUCCUUUUGACUGUGGGUGGAGGUGGGUGGGUGGGUGCAUUUUGGAGGGGUGCCCCACACCUGAGUCAGUUCUCCGGGGCUGCCCUUUGCCAGCUCUUGGAAAGGCCUUGGGGGUCCGGCUGCAGCCAGGGGGGCCCUUUUUGCAAAGCUUUUGGCGGCACUUGCAACCCCCAGCUUUCUGUAAAAAAAGCAUCUUCAGUUUUAUUUGGGCAGGGAGCAUCAUGAGUGCUCACAGUCUUGGCUUUAGGACAUCAUCAUCAUCAUACUACUACUACUAUAGGGUUGUUGUUUGUAUUUUGAUUUCAUGUAUGCAAUAUUUUAUGUGAACCGCCCUGAGACCUUUGGGUAUAAGGCGGUAUAAAGAUAAAAUUAAUAAUAAUAAUAAUAAUAAUAAUGAAGAAGAACAAUAAUUUCAUUAAGAAUUUUAUGAUUCCCAAAAGGAAACUUUCCUCUGCUUUUUGUAAAAAAGGGAUUUUAUUAUUCCAAAACCGAAACCUUCCUCCAGUUGUCCAUAUUAAGGGAAUGCCAGCAAGGUUGAACCUUUCUGUAUAAAAAAGGAUUUGAUGAUUCCAAAAAGGAAAUCUCCCUCCACUUCGCCAUAUUCAGAGGAGGCCAGCAAGGCUGAACCUUUCUGUAAAAAAAGGGAUUUCACUAUUCCAAAAAGGAAACUUUUCUCAGCUUGUCUAAAAGUAAGUGGAUGCCAGCUAGGUUGAACCUUUCUGUAUUAUUGCAGAAAGGAAACCUUCCUCCGAUUGUCAAUCAGAGGAUGCCAGCAAGGCUGAACCUUUCUGUUAAGACAAAAGGGGGUUUAUUAUUUCAAUAAGGAAACCUUCCCAAGGUGUUCAGGAACCCAGACCUGACUGGCCCUUCUCUUCCCUUCCCCAGGCUCCCGGCACCUCUGCCCACCAUGAGUUCCUCGCCACUGCUGGGUGACGGCGAGCUGCCGGCCGCGUUGCUGGGUGACAUUAAGACUGAGCCCCCCGAGGAGCUGCUGGCCGAGCCGGUGGAUCUAUCGGUCCACAAAACCAAGGUGCCACCAGUGCCCCAGAUCCCUCUCUCCUGCUUCCGGACCGGUGCACCGCCCGCCGUGUCACCGGCGCCACUGGGCUCCACGUCCUCGGCCAUCCCAGCUGUCCUGUCUCCGGGCUCCAUCCUGGCCUCAAGCCAGGGCAGCGGCGGGCAGCAGAUCCUGCACGUGAUCCACACGAUCCCCUCGUUCCAGCUGCCCGGCAAGAUGGGCAAACUCCAGACCAUCCCGCUGGUGGUCCAGUCGCUGCCGGUCGUCUAUGCCGCCGUGCCGGCCGACGGGGUGGCGGCAGCCGCCGUGACGGUGCCCCUCAUCGGGGGCGACGGGAAGGACGCCGGGUCCGGUGAGGGCACUGCAGGGUGGUCAUAGAUCAUGACAAUAUUAAGAGCAUGCCAGCAAGGCUGAACCUUUCUAUAAAAGAAGGAUUUCAUUGUUCCAAAAAGGAAAGCUGCUUCCAAUUGUCCACAUUAAGAGGAUGCUGAACCUUUCUGUAAAAAAAGGAUUUCAUUAUUCCCAAAAGGGGAAGUAAGCAAAGGCAGGGAGAAACAACCAUGUCAGAUCACUAAACUCCAGGAAACUACAAAUAUAUCCCGGAAAGUCUUGUCCUUUUUCUGAAUGUGCCUUUGUUUUUCCCUGCAGUGAAAGUGGACCCCGGUUCUAUUUGCCCAAUUGGCAUUGGCAGCGAGAGCGACGACAGCGCUUCGGAGAGCCGCCCGGCCUCCUUCCCCGAGCUCCAGAGAGAGUGAGUUUCCUGCCAGAGGAUGCCAGCAAGGACGAACCUUUCUGUAAAGAAAGGAUUUAAAUCGAGUCUUACGGACUAGGGAUUUAAAUCGUGAUUUAAAUUGAUUUAAUUUAUACUGUUAUUAUUAUUAUUAUUAUUAUUAUUAUUAUUAUUAUUAUUAGGAUUAGGGUUAGCAAUAAGAGUUAGAGAUAGGGAUAGGAGUUAGGGACAGGGAUUAGGGAUAGAGUUGUUGUUAGUUGAAUCUUACUCUCAGGUUCUGCUGUUUCUUGUCCUUGAUUUUGACUUUUUUUUUCAUUGUUAUUUUAUUUUUAACAAUGAGUGGCCAGAUGGGAGGGGUAUGGAUCAUAUAAUAAUAAUAAUAAUAAUAAUAAUAAUAAUAAUAAUAAUAAUAAUAAUAAUAGGAUGUUGAGUCUUACUAUCAGGUUCUGGUGUUUGUCAUGUGUCUGUUUUUUACUGUUUUUUUAAUUGUUAGUUUAUUUCUAACAAUGAGUGGCCAGGUGGGCGGGGUAGAAAUAAUAAACUAGUACUACUAGUAGUAGUAUUUUGUUACUCCCCUCCUCUCUGCCGAUCUCUUGCCAGGCCAUCCUCCGUGAGCCAGAUGCAGCAGACCGACUCCCCGGACCUCAAGAAGAGGCGCAUUCACCAGUGCGACUUUGAGGGUUGUAGCAAAGUUUACACAAAGAGCUCACACUUAAAAGCUCACAGAAGGAUACACACAGGUAGGGUCAACCUUCCUGGCAUCCUCUUAAUAUUGACAAUCAGAGGAAGACUUUUUUUAAUCAUAAUAAAUUCCUUGCUGGCAUCCUCCUAAUACUGACAAUGGGAUGAAGGGUUUCUUUUUGGAAUAAUAAAAUCCCUUUGUUAAAAGGAAGGGACAGCCUUGCUGGCAUCCUAUUUAUUUCAUGUUACUAAAACAAUAACCCUCUGUUGCCCCCUGCAGGAGAGAAGCCGUAUAAGUGUACCUGGGAGGGCUGUACCUGGAAAUUUGCCCGUUCUGAUGAAUUGACCCGGCAUUUCCGGAAACACACAGGCAUCAAGCCCUUCCGCUGCUCGGACUGCGACCGGAGCUUCUCGCGCUCGGACCACCUGGCUCUCCAUCGCCGGAGACACAUCAUGAUGUGAAAUUGGAGGGCCGGCGGUCACCCUCGGAUCCCCCCCCCCAAAUAUCCAGGGGUCAAAGGAGAAACUUUGGCAGAGUGAAGAACCAUGACAGCGAGUUUGAUUCCCCAAGCCAAGAUGGGUGGAGUCUCUCGGACCUUUACCGAAAGGUUCAGCCUUGCUGACAUUCUCUGAAUAGGGACAAUUGGAGGAAGGUUUCCUUUUGGGGAUAAGAGGAAUAACCUCAAUUGACGGGUGCCAUUCCCCUUUGGCAGAAGGGGUCAAGCCGGACUUGAACCUGAAACCUGGUUCGACUGAUGGGGGUAGUUUCCCCUUUGGCGGAUGGGGGGGUCUGGGGGCAACAGAAGAGGGUCUUCCUUGUACGGAUCAAUAUAUGAGAUUUUGGGUGGGAUAUGGACAUGAACAUCUCCCCGGGUUCCGAGUGCGAGUGGCGCAUUCCCAUAGAAAGGGAUUGAUUGAGAGCUGUUUGUGGAUUUUCCUCUCGAGCGAGAGCAUUGAUCGCUGAAACGAAACCAAUCUUCAAUGGACCGUUUGAUGAAGUAAAUAAGACAGGACAGGGUUACUUUGAGUCUCAAACUUCAGUCCAAAGCGUUCCAAGUGCGAGUCAUGCUUUCCCAUAGAAAGGAAUGCAAAAUGGAUUAAGACAGCAAUUUGACAUGAAUUUUGCUCUCUAACAAGACCAUUGAUCCCCAAAACGAAACCAAUAAUCAAUGGACUGUACUAUGAAAUAAAUAGGAUCUUAUAGAUGAUAGAAACUGAAAUUAAUUUUUUUUCUCACCUGCACUGACCUGAUUGAUCCGUUCCGGACUUUUAAAAACAGCCAUUUGAAUGUGAAUUUUGCUCUUUAUUGAGAAUUUGAUCCCCGAAAUGAAACCAAUAAUCAAUAGACUGUACGAUAAAAUAAAUAAGAUCUUGUAGAUGAU
Messenger RNA from Podarcis lilfordi (Lilford's wall lizard), 9151 nucleotides. NCBI's taxonomy places the organism in Eukaryota, Metazoa, Chordata, Lepidosauria, Squamata, Lacertidae. The record is from the annotation of a GenBank genome assembly.